Molecule: messenger RNA, 2622 nt
Organism: Exophiala xenobiotica
Lineage: Eukaryota; Fungi; Ascomycota; Eurotiomycetes; Chaetothyriales; Herpotrichiellaceae
Exons: 1
Coding region: 119-2293 (724 amino acids)
Biological process (GO): protein ubiquitination; ubiquitin-dependent protein catabolic process
Cellular component (GO): nucleus
Molecular function (GO): zinc ion binding; ubiquitin protein ligase activity
Source: RefSeq, a predicted model, not a curated record
UUCCCUGCCUUGUCUUGUCCACAUCCCUCAGCCGCUUAUUACUGUCUUCAUUCGAGAACAACUCACGCGACAAGCACUGCCAUCCUCACUCUCAUAGUAUGCAUACCCAGCGAUUUCAAUGAGUGAUUAUCUCCCCUCGUUCAUCGUCGAACCAGUCCUUCGCCAAGCACGGCGAUUCUCGCGACUCAGCACUGCCGAAGACUCGCCCUCGCCCGGUUUCCUGCCUCCUGUUCCUGAUUUCCAACGCUGGAAUCCCUCUCGGUUCUGGAGUACCUCUCCGCCUCCGUCGCUCGAAGAGCCAGAGCCGGAAAACAAGGAGACCACCGUGCAGUCCAUCACGAGAACCAUACAAUUAUGGGCAAACCAGUUGAACGCUUUCGAUCAGAUCCCUUCCCCUUCCCUAGAGCCAAUGGAUGACGAUUCCGCACCAGACGCCUCCAGGCAAGAGAUGGCUACAGCAGAGUUUCCGCUGCUAGAUCUAGACGCCGUGCAGCCUCCCCGCCCCGUGCUGCGCGAGGAACAACGUACCAGUAGCGAGACGUCGCUCAAUCCCGCUCAAGAACUGUCGUACAGGUCGAGAGUCCACCAAGACAGCACAAGACCUCAUUCCCUGUCUGAUCCACUUUCAGCUGGUCACACGGACUCACCGAGGCCGGGAGAUUCGCACACUAGACGAGAAGAAUAUGGCGAGAAUGGGUACCGGCGAAGAGAUGGAUCAGGAACGCUACCUGAAGACGACGGGAUGGGCUUUCUCAGACACAAGAUCAGUGCCGUAUGGGCCGGACCUGGUACACCCGCUGAGAAGUCGCGGUUGGUACACGCCUUGAUGAUGGAGCGGUACCAGACUGUCCAGGCUCUUCGGUCUCCGAUACUGCCUUCGAGUAAACCACGGGAUGUUCCUCGAGGUACCGAUUCCCCCAUGUCCAUGAUGUCCGGUAUCAGUCGUCGCGAGAUCCUGUACAAUGUGGCGCCUGAAGACCUAAUACCCACCUACGCGCCAAUGGACGCCGAGACGGUCCAGGACGACUUCGAUCCGGUGGGUGAAGCUUCCAAGCCGGAUCUGGGGUGUGUCCACUAUAAGCGCAAUGUCAAGAUGCAAUGCAAUACUUGUCAAAGGUGGUAUACCUGUCGGUUAUGCCAUGACGAAGCCGAGGAUCAUAUUCUGCCCCGCCGAGAGACCAAACAUAUGCUCUGCAUGCUAUGUAAGACCCCUCAACCAGUUGGCCAAUUCUGCGAAGCCUGUCAAGUCCAGGCAGCAAGCUACUUCUGCCCCAUCUGCAAGUUAUGGAGCGACGAUCCGAACAAGCCAAUCUAUCAUUGUGAUGAUUGUGGUAUCUGCCGAAUUGGGCAGGGUCUAGGCAAGGACUUUUUCCACUGCAAAACCUGUGCGGCUUGCAUGUCGAUCCAGGCCGAAAGCACCCACAAAUGCAUCGAAAGGAGUACGAAAUGCGACUGUCCGAUUUGUGGCGAGUACAUGUUCACCUCCAACAAACCGGUAGCGUUUAUGCGGUGCGGCCACAGUAUCCACGAGUCUUGCUUCGCCGAGUGGUGCAAUGCAAGCUACAAGUGUCCUAUAUGCUCGAAAAGCAUUGCAAACAUGGAGAGCCAAUUUCGGAGGCUGGACCGACACAUUGAAGAACAGCCCAUGCCUGAAGAGUACCGAGACAACCGAGCCUAUAUCUUCUGCAAUGACUGCAACAGCCGCAGUAUAACCAAAUAUCAUUGGCUGGGAUUGAAGUGCGCCAUCUGCGAAUCAUACAACACCACACAAUUGGAACUAUUGGGCGCUGAACAAAUUCCUAGGCUGGUACAAGAGCAGGAACGGGCUCAGCAAGCCGGGAUCAGUGAGGCAGCUAUAACUGCCAGUCAAAGCCAUACUCCAACGGAGCAAUUGGUACAGCCGGUGGACGUUGCCAGGUCGAUUGCUGCUACGCCUCCACGGCCCACUGAUAUGGCGAUAGAUGCGCAGUCUCCUCCUAGCAGAUCGUCUUGGUUACUGCCGCAUUCGCCGACGGCACGAUCUGCACGAUCCCCGUCGCCGGUUAUUGGAAGUUAUUUUGGUACCGGCCAGCGAGCGAUGGAAUCAUUUGAGCCGCCUAGGCGAGGAGCUACACCGCUUGAAGAUGACGAUGACCUCGAUUUCUGGGGCCGACCGAGUUCACCGCGUCAGCAUGAGGAGGCCGAGGGUGCGUCCGAAUCCGACAGUGAGAGUAGUGGUGACAACAUGAUGGAAGAUGAGGAUGACGGAGAUGAGGAAGACGAGGAUGCUAUGGAUCUGAUCGGACAUAGAUAACGAGGUGGAAGGGUGGGACAGUGCUAGGACCGGCACUGGGAUCAGCAACAUUGUGGUGUGAGUGCCCAGACACGAAGGAUUGAUUAUGAAUGAGAUGGCAUCAAGGGUUUCAUUGUACUUGUUCGAGUACAGCAGCAUUGAAGGAUUCGGGUUGGGAUUGGUAUAAAAGGGGUGUUUAUUCUUCUGUACAACAGUGCCUAGGUAGGUAAACAUGAAUACAUUUUGACGUGUGUACGGGGUACGGGGUACUUUGUAGAUUGUUCAACAAGCCUGUACUCAGUUGUGCUCGAGUAAGUACCAGCAGUACAGCGGCUGAUGGCUGGCUGUAG